AUGCCUCUUCUGAGGAAAAAGUCGCCUGAAAAUGGCACCAAAACUAAGAUACUCCGUCGUCUUGGGAACAGCGAAAAAUACCAGCUGGCGAUGUAUUUGCUGGAUCACUAUCGUGGCACUAUUGUUUCAUGUCGAUACAGAUUGCCUUACCCAUUCCCAUUCAUACUUCAACGUAAAGAUCUGAUAAAUAUGAUUCACACUGCCAUCGCCAUAGCCAUCUUGAGGAAUCGAAUUUUGCAAGUCGGCGUUGCGAACGCAGAUUCAAACGCUCCUCGGUGGGUUCAACUAGAAAGUGUUCGUUUAAGCAAUCACAUUGAAUUCGGGUUCUUCGAUGAAAACGAUGAAGAUAUUAGUAAAGCCUUGGAUGCUAUGAUCGUCCAUGAGCUAGAUGCCAAGUUUCCCGAACUUGACAAGCGUCCAGGAUGGAGAGUUAUCGUGCUAUGGCAGCAGGGCAUUUAUUUCGUGGAGUUGAUAUUCAUAUUUAGCCGUUUUCAUCACGACGGUAUGAGUGGAAAGGUUUUCCACCAAAAUAUUCUAGAAUACCUCAACAACCAAAACGGACCCAACGCACACCAUGCGCGCCAGUUCAUAGACGGCGAUAUCCUAAAACUACCCAAGUCAUCUCUUAGACUUCCCCCGCCGAUUGAGAAGGUCACAAAGUUCUCAAUUACACCAAUAUUCGCUAUCAAGACGCUCUGGCAGGAACUCAAACCAUCCAUCUUCCACAGAGAAGCAUCUCUAGCAAAGUGGGUACCAAUCCAAAGCACACCUUCCAAGACCAACAUCCGCACCUUCACCAUAGAAGCCCCCGAAGUUCUCAAAAUCCGCACCGCAUGUCGCGAACACAAAACCAGCAUAGCCGGUCUCCUGCACGGCCUCAUGCUCGCCUCACUAGCCUCACAUCUUCAUGAGGAAACAGCAAAGGCGUUUAAGAGCAUUACGGCAAUAAACCUCCGGCCCUUGAUCCCAUCAAGCCCGUCGUUCGAGGCAGAUCAGGCAAUGGCGAAUUACACAACGCACAUGUCUCACACCUUCGACGAGGAACUCGUGAGGGAAAUGCGUCCGACCCUCGAUCUCUCGAUCGAAGGAUAUCCCCCCUUGCCCCCCGACGCGUUAGACCAAGUCUGGCUCGUGUCCGCGCAGGUUCAGCGCGAGAUACAACGGAAGCUGGAUCGGGGGAUGAAGAACGAUAACGUGAGACUCAUGCGGUGGAUCCCUGACUGGAAGAAGCAGAUAAGUCGCGCGGCGCGGCGGCCGCGGGUAUAUUCCUGGUUUGUGAAUAAUGUGGGCGAGGUCGACGGGAGGACGUUCGGGACGCCGUGGGAUGGCGGUGGUAUCCAGACGUGGAAUAUCAUCCGCUCUCAAUUUGUUAUGAGUGCAAAGGUUAAUAGUGCUGCCUUUGUUAUCUCGCUGGUCACGACAAAGGGCGAGGAGUUGUGUGUUUCGGGGAGUUGGCAGGAGUGUGUCAUGGAUGAUAAACUGGCGCAUGGGGUUAUAUGCGAUUUGGAGACGUGGUUGAAUCAGAUAGCAUCCGAGGAGCCAUAG
Molecule: messenger RNA, 1545 nt
Organism: Annulohypoxylon maeteangense
Lineage: Eukaryota; Fungi; Ascomycota; Sordariomycetes; Xylariales; Hypoxylaceae
Exons: 2
Coding region: 1-1545 (514 amino acids)
Molecular function (GO): N-acetyltransferase activity
Source: RefSeq, a predicted model, not a curated record